Molecule: messenger RNA, 1533 nt
Organism: Nicotiana tabacum (common tobacco)
Lineage: Eukaryota; Viridiplantae; Streptophyta; Magnoliopsida; Solanales; Solanaceae
Product: zinc transporter 11-like
Biological process (GO): zinc ion transmembrane transport
Cellular component (GO): membrane
Molecular function (GO): zinc ion transmembrane transporter activity
Source: RefSeq, a predicted model, not a curated record
AUGUCUUAAUCUCUUUGUCGUGCAGUACUACACCAAAUUUAACCACUACUACACUAUAUAAAAACACACACACAUCUCCAAUCUUCCCUCAAUGAUUUUCACUAAACUCCAAUGGCACGUUAUCAACCCCUUUUCUUCCUCAGUCUCUUUCUUCUUCUCAUCAUCUCCGCCGCUGCCCACGGCGGUGCUCACGACGGAGAUGCUGACACAGAUUCCGACUCACCUGCACCCUCCGAUAAACCCCAUCUGAGAUCUCGACCGUUGGUUCUUGUAAAAAUAUGGUGUUUGAUUAUAGUCUUUGUAGGGACUUUUCUUGGUGGAAUAUCACCUUAUUUUAUGAAAUGGAAUGAAGGGUUUUUGGUUCUUGGGACACAAUUUGCUGGUGGUGUGUUUUUAGGGACAGCACUUAUGCAUUUCUUGAGUGAUUCAAAUGAGACAUUUGGAGAUUUGACGAAUAAAGAAUACCCUUUUGCUUUUAUGUUGGCAUGUGCUGGUUAUUUGCUUACUAUGUUGGCUGAUUGUGUUAUCUGCUUUGUUUAUGCCAAGCAGAAUAACAGCAACGAUGUUCAGCUCCAAGGUGCUACUGAAAAUGGAAAAGGCAAUGGGGUAGGGCAGUCACAGGUCUGUGAUGGUAGAGAAGAUUACUUUUCAAAAGCACCUCUUGCAACUGCAUCUUCACUUGGUGAUAGCAUCCUAUUAAUCGUGGCGCUGUGUUUCCAUUCUGUCUUUGAGGGAAUUGCCAUUGGCGUCGCAGAUUCAAAAGCCGAUGCUUGGAGAGCUCUUUGGACUGUCUGUCUACACAAGAUAUUUGCUGCUAUUGCAAUGGGAAUAGCUCUACUUAGGAUGAUCCCAAAUCGUCCGUUGUUAUCUUGUGCAGCAUAUGCUUUUGCCUUUGCCAUCUCUAGUCCAAUUGGUGUUGCCAUUGGAAUCAUAAUUGAUGCUACAACUCAAGGGGUUGUUGCAGACUGGAUCUUUGCUAUAUCAAUGGGAUUGGCUUGUGGGGUUUUUGUCUAUGUAUCCAUUAAUCAUUUGCUUUCAAGAGGAUACAAGCCUCAGAAAAUGGUCUUAGUUGACAAGCCUCAUUUCAAGUUUUUGGCUGUAUUGUUAGGUGUUGGAGCGAUUGCUGUGGUCAUGAUAUGGGACACUUGAGUUUGUGCUUGAUUUGUUUGCAGCCGCAAAGCUAGGAAUUGUCUCAAGGGUAUUCAAAUUUGAAAGAAGUGAAAAACAAUUCCCGACAAAGACUGUUCAAUAUGUGUUAUAUACCUCUAAAAUAUAAUAUUUUACCUAUAUACAUAGUGCAAUUUUUCGACAAAGGGUGAUCAAACUGACCACUCUUUGUGACCAUGUGGCUUCGCCACUGAUUGUUUGGCAGCAGUAGCAGAAUAGUUACCUCUUAUUUGGAAAAUUUAUUUCAUUCUUGUUUCAAAGAGCAGGUAUACAUGACAUGGAGAGUGAAAUGUACAGUACUAAAAAUUGGGAUUUUUCUAGGUUGUCUUUAUCCCCUCUUAUUUCAAUGGAAUUGAUUUUCAAGAA